AUGAUGAAGACGCUCGAAGGCUCUGACGGCUCUGACGAAGGUGGCAGUGAUCUUAAACGACUUGAGAAUGAGGGUUAUGACUCCCUAACAAAUGACCGCCGUUUAUGCAUCUUUGUCUUUCCAGCUCUGAUAUGGCGAGCAACGUUGAAGAUGAAGGACAACAUAGAUCUGUAUCGACGACAGUUUUGUUGGUUUCCAACAGAAAUGUGGUCGUUUAGGCUACAUGUGUUGACCUGUUGUGGUGGUGGUGACGUUCAUCGUUUCCGGUGGUGGCGUUUAACUUUUCCGGCGGUAGUGUCUGGUGUUCUUUUUAGUCAUAAAACAAUGAUAAUUAAGGUGGUUAGUAAAGUAAAAACAAGGAGAAAAGUUGUUGAAGGUUAUGUCAAAUCAUACAGAAAUAUUAUCGGGGAGCAAAAGACAUCCCUUGAACAUGUUGACAGUACUAGUAGGAUUGGUUGUUCUACAAGAGACAAGGAAUGUGGAGGAGAGCAUGAGUAUAAUAUACAAAAGCUUCUCGAGGAAAAACACGGAGUAAUGUAUGGGCGAGGUAUCAGACAAAGCUACACUGGUGAUACCAGAGAAAGUAUCGCUGGUUCAAAUUACAUUUUGCAUGGAGUACGAUGUGUGAAAGGGAAUGGUGCUUGUAAUGAUGAUGUUAGAAGCAACAAUGGCAGCAAAAAUGUGAAAAUAUACGCUAAUGAAAAUGGAUAUCACAACAUAAAAAAUAAUAUGAUCACUAACAAUAUAACCAACAUUGACAGCAAUAACGGCAGCAACAACACCAUCGGAAGUGGAAGCAACAACGGUGACAUUAAUGGAAGCAGCGACAUAAAUGGAACUGAUAACAUUCCUGGUAGCGGAAACAACAAUCCCAUCAUUGUUUCGAUCGGAGAUUAUAAUGGAAAUAAUAACGACAAUGUUAACCCAGGAUCAGGAGGACAUACUGGUCACAACUUAUGA
This is a messenger RNA of Lactuca saligna, 960 nucleotides long. NCBI's taxonomy places the organism in Eukaryota, Viridiplantae, Streptophyta, Magnoliopsida, Asterales, Asteraceae. The record is from the annotation of a GenBank genome assembly.